Trichechus manatus latirostris (Florida manatee) is the source of this 3574-nucleotide messenger RNA. It is a transcript of the gene NEMF, whose product is annotated as nuclear export mediator factor. Lineage: Eukaryota; Metazoa; Chordata; Mammalia; Sirenia; Trichechidae. Gene Ontology annotation, cellular component: RQC complex. Bases 78 to 3257 code for a protein of 1059 amino acids. Gene Ontology annotation, molecular function: tRNA binding; ribosomal large subunit binding. The transcript is spliced from 33 exons. Gene Ontology annotation, biological process: rescue of stalled cytosolic ribosome; ribosome-associated ubiquitin-dependent protein catabolic process. The record is from RefSeq and is a predicted model, not a curated record.
GCGCCUGCGCGGAAGAAUAGUGUCGUCGAGUCAGGCAGCGAAGGCAGCUGCUGUAGUAGUGACCCUCAAACCUCGCCAUGAAGACUCGCUUUAGCACUAUUGACCUCCGCGCGGUACUUGCAGAGUUGAAUGCCAGCUUGCUAGGAAUGAGAGUAAACAAUGUUUAUGAUGUGGAUAAUAAGACAUACCUCAUUCGUCUUCAAAAACCAGACUUUAAAGCCACACUUUUACUUGAAUCUGGGAUACGAAUCCACACAACAGAGUUUGAGUGGCCUAAGAAUAUGAUGCCAUCUAGUUUUGCUAUGAAGUGCCGAAAACAUUUGAAGAGUCGGAGAUUAGUCAGUGCAAAACAACUUGGUGUGGAUAGAAUUGUAGAUUUUCAGUUUGGAAGUGAUGAAGCCGCUUAUCACUUAAUCAUUGAGCUCUAUGACAGGGGGAACAUUGUUCUUACAGAUUAUGAGUACCUAAUUUUAAAUAUCCUAAGGUUUCGAACUGACGAAGCAGAUGAUGUUAAGUUUGCGGUUCGAGAACGCUACCCAAUUGAUCAUGCUAGAGCUGCUGAACCUUUGCUUACCUUAGAAAGACUGACUGAAAUAAUAGCCAGUGCACCUAAGGGCGAACUACUGAAGAGAGUUCUUAAUCCCUUACUUCCCUAUGGACCAGCUCUUAUUGAACACUGUCUUAUAGAAAAUGGAUUCUCCAGCAAUGUCAAAGUGGGUGAAAAAUUUGAAAGUAAAGAUAUUGAAAAAGUACUUGUUUGUCUGCAGAAAGCAGAAGACUAUAUGAAAACAACAUUGAACUUCAGUGGAAAGGGCUAUAUCAUUCAGAAAAGAGAAAGAAAACCAAGCCUGGCUACAGAUAAACCAACUGAAGAUAUACUCACGUACGAAGAAUUUCAUCCUUUCUUAUUUUCUCAACAUUUACAAUGUCCAUAUAUAGAAUUUGAAUCAUUUGACAAGGCCGUGGAUGAAUUUUAUUCCAAGAUAGAAGGUCAGAAAAUAGACUUAAAAGCUUUACAACAGGAAAAACAGGCAUUGAAGAAAUUAGAUAAUGUCCGAAAGGAUCAUGAAAACAGAUUAGAAGCUCUUCAGCAGGCUCAGGAAAUAGAUAAACUUAAAGGAGAGCUCAUAGAAAUGAACCUACAAAUAGUUGACAGAGCCAUUCAGGUAGUUCGAAGUGCUUUAGCCAACCAGAUAGACUGGACAGAAAUUGGAUUAAUUGUGAAAGAAGCCCAAGCUCAAGGAGAUCCUGUUGCAAAUGCAAUCAAAGAAUUAAAGCUGCAAACAAAUCACGUUACAAUGCUGCUAAGAAAUCCAUACUUGUUAUCAGAGGAGGAAGAUGAUGAUAUUGAUGGUAACAUCGGUGUUGAGAAAAAUGAAACAGAACCACCAAAAGGAAAAAAGAAAAAGCAAAAAAAUAAACAGUUGCAGAAGCCUCAGAAAAAUAAGCCCUUACCUGUUGAUGUUGAUCUUAGCUUGUCAGCGUAUGCCAAUGCCAAAAAGUAUUAUGAUCACAAGAGAUAUGCCGCUAAAAAAACACAGAAGACUGUUGAAGCUGCUGAGAAGGCAUUCAAAUCGGCAGAAAAGAAAACAAAGCAAACGUUUGAGAAAUUUCUGUGGUUCAUUAGCUCAGAGAACUAUCUAAUUAUAGGUGGACGAGAUCAGCAACAGAAUGAAAUAAUUGUGAAAAGAUACUUGACAGCAGGGGACAUUUAUGUACAUGCUGAUCUUCAUGGUGCAACUAGCUGUGUAAUUAAGAACCCAACAGGAGAACCGAUCCCACCUCGGACCUUGACUGAAGCUGGUACAAUGGCUCUUUGCUAUAGUGCUGCUUGGGAUGCACGAGUUAUCACUAGUGCUUGGUGGGUGUACCAUCAUCAGGUGUCCAAAACAGCACCAACUGGAGAAUAUUUGACAACAGGAAGCUUCAUGAUAAGAGGAAAAAAGAAUUUUCUUCCUCCUUCAUAUCUAAUGAUGGGGUUUAGCUUCCUCUUUAAGGUAGAUGAGUCCUGUGUUUGGAGACACCGGAGUGAACGAAAAGUCAGAGUGCAGGAUGAAGAUAUGGAGACAUUGGCAAGUUGCACAAGUGAGCUUAUAUCAGAAGAGAUGGAACAACUAGAUGGAGGUGACAGUAGCAGUGAAGAGGGUAAAGACGAAUUACAUGAAACUCCUGUAGAAAUAGAACUCAUGACUCAGAUUGACCAAGAGGGCAUUACUGUUCAGAGUGGUGGAGAUGAGCUAAAUGAGGACCUGAUUCAGGAGGAAAGUUCUGAGGAUGAAGGAGAAUCUGAAGAAGUGGUAAAAGAUGAGGAGCUGGUUGGUGAAAUGAAGGAUGAAGAGGAAGAGAUAUUAAAUUAUCCUGAUACUACCAUUGACUUGUCGCAUCUUCAAUCCCAAAGGUCCCUCCAGAAAUUGGCUUCAAAAGAGGAAUCUUCUAAUUUGAGUGACAGCAAAUUACAGAGCCGGAGACAUUUGUCAGCCAAAGAAAGAAGGGAAAUGAAGAAGAAAAAGCUUCCAAAUGAUUCAGGGGAUUUAGAAGAGAUAGAGGGAAAGGACAAAGAAAAAGAAAGUGCCCUGCACAGUGAGACUCAUCAGAACACAAGCAAAAAUUUUCCAGCUGGGCAGCCAGUGAAGCGAGGACAAAAGAGUAAAAUGAAAAAAAUGAAGGAAAAAUACAAAGACCAAGAUGAAGAAGAGCGUGAACUUAUCAUGAAAUUGCUGGGGUCUGCAGGUUCAAACAAAGAAGAAAAAGGAAAGAAGGGGAAGAAAGGCAAAACAAAAGAUGAACCAGUGAAGAAGCAGCCCCAGAAACCUAGAGGUGGGCCAAGGGUUUCUGACAGCAUUAAGAAAGAAACUCCCUCCCUAGAGGUUCUCACUCCUGAGUUUAAAGACUUGGCUGUAGACGAUCCACAUGAUGACAAGGACGAGCAAGAUCUAGAUCAACAGGGAAAUGAGGAAAAUCUAUUUGAUUCUUUGACAGGGCAGCCACAUCCUGAAGAUAUUCUAUUGUUUGCCAUUCCAAUAUGUGCCCCUUAUACCACCAUGGCAAACUAUAAAUACAAAGUGAAGCUUACUCCUGGAGUUCAGAAAAAAGGAAAAGCUGCAAAAACAGCCUUGAACAGUUUCAUGCAUUCCAAAGAAGCAACAGCAAGAGAAAAAGACUUAUUCCGCAGUGUAAAGGACACAGAUUUAUCAAGAAACAUUCCUGGAAAAGUGAAAGUGUCUGCACCCAAUCUUCUGAAUGUAAAAAAGAAAUAGCUGAAUGAGAUCAUAAAAUACUCUAUUGAGAAGAGCCAAUUUUAUAGCCUUUUGGAAGUUAAAAGAUGAAAAGACCAUGUAACAAGACUUCUGAAUUUAAAUAAUGAACUAAAGAUUGCCUUGCUGUAUUUGCCAAAAGGACUUUGUUUUUUCCAGUUUUAUAUAGAGGAAACACUAUCUAUCUAUGGUAGGAUUUCCUAAAAUAUUUGUGGACAAUUAGAAUAACUAACUAUAAUUGUAUACAACUGUAUUCUCCUACAUUUACUUGAAAUUUGGGAGGUUAAUACCAAGUAUUCAUAUUUCAUGUUGUAAAGAAA